Molecule: messenger RNA, 1204 nt
Organism: Cucurbitaria berberidis CBS 394.84
Lineage: Eukaryota; Fungi; Ascomycota; Dothideomycetes; Pleosporales; Cucurbitariaceae
Product: NAD(P)-binding protein
Exons: 1
Coding region: 4-906 (300 amino acids)
Source: RefSeq, a predicted model, not a curated record
AACAUGGCAGCUAAGACAGCCCUAGUAAUGCGACCCACGGGCGUCCAGGGCAGGGGUGCGGCCAAACACCUCAUUAGGAAAGGAUGGCGCGUCCACGCCCUGGUUACAAAUGCCUCGUCCGACCGUGCAGUCGGCCUCGAAUCCCUUGGACACAACGUCACUCUCUUCCAAGGAACUUGGAAAGAUGCAGCAUCCAUCGAGGCCGCUGUAAAAGGGUGUCAAGCGCUUCUGCUAGUUCAACUACCAUCAUUCUCUGACGACUCUGAGGUACAGGAAGCGCGCGUUGUUCUGAAUAUCGCUAAAGCCGCGGGCGUUCAACACGUUGUUUUCCCUACAACAUUGCCCCUUAACAACCCCAAUAUUUGGGAACAAGAAAAGGACUCACCAGUUGCCCCGGCGGUCCUCAACAAGGGUGAUGUAGAGAAAAUUGUUAGAGCUAGUGGACUGACAUGGACGCUACUUCGCCCUGGCUACUUCCUCACAAACUUGCUUCCCCCGGUGGUAUACUGGAUGUAUCCAGAAUUCAAAGAUCGCAAGUUCGUCAACAGCUACGGGCCGGACUGCGUACUCACCUUAGUCGACCCUGACGACAUUGGCGCUUUCGUUGUGGCAGCAUUCGAAGACCCCAAGAAGUUCGGCGGCCAGACUAUCUCCGUUGUCGGCGAAAAUGUGCGAGUUGACAAAAUACUCGUGGAGCUUGAGAGAGUGUCUGGUCAAACAAUCAAAGCCGUAUAUCGGACUCCAGAGGAAACUGAGAAGGCCAGAAGCAGCCCCUUUGUUGCAGGUCAAAUUACGAGCAUUGGUCUGGCCAAGUGGGUGGAUUUGGAGGGGGUUAAAAGCUGGGGUGUGCCGUUGACAACCUUUGCUCAGUUCUUGGAGAAGCACAAGGAUGAGUUUGCAAUGUAAGUCUUAAGCCUCGCAAAUAAGACUACUCGUAACUUAAAGUGACAUUAGGUCGAGUAAUGUGAAUCCGAUUGACGGACCUUUUAAACAUUUGACCGACAUUGUGGCGACGGGCAAAGAAUAGAACGUAUUGCAGCAGAGAUGUGUACAGCAUUUCUAGUGGAAGCAUUCUCAGAUCUCACGUAUUAUGAUUUCCUAAACCUUCCGCUUCUCAAGUUUCAUCUCAUAAGCAGCUCAAUGCCAAGUAGUUGGAAGUAUAGACCCGUAGCCCGGAAUUAUAGCCGCCAAAGCUAGAUUCCCC